Messenger RNA from Entrophospora candida, 3657 nucleotides. The record is from the annotation of a GenBank genome assembly. Lineage: Eukaryota; Fungi; Glomeromycota; Glomeromycetes; Entrophosporales; Entrophosporaceae.
AUGUUUAAAAGUUUUGUUAGAUCUCCAAGUCCAAUUCGUGUACCUUUAUUAUACAAUAAUCGUAGAAUUUCAUCCAAUUCAACAAUAACUUCACUAUCAUCAAAUUUAUCAAAAACAACAAUUAAAACAACAAAUAACAAUAAGAUAAACAGUCGUUGUUUGCAUCAAAAUGUAAAAAAUAUUAAUACUACAUAUGCAAAUCGAAUUUACAAAAACACCACAUCAUCAAAUUCAAUCUUUAAUACUACACCAAUAGCCCUCUCUUCAUCGAAAAAUUUGAAUUCUUCAAUUCGUCAUCCUUUAUCCACAACCACAAAAAUUUCAUAUCAUUUUUACAGUACAACCGCAAUAAACAAUAAACAAUUAAAUGAAAAUAAAAGUGCUGCAAAAGAUGUUAGCGAAGAAAUUUUCACAUCAGUUCCUAAAGUUGAUGUUAAAAAAGUACUUGUAGUAGGAUCCGGAGGUCUAUCGAUUGGAUCACAGGCUAUUAAAGCUCUACGUGAAUCCAAUGUACAUACAGUUCUUGUAAACCCCAAUAUUGCCACAAUUCAAACAUCACAUGCUUUGGCAGAUACUGUCUAUUUCUUGCCUGUCACUGUUGAAUAUUUAACCUAUAUUAUUGAACGUGAAAGACCUGAUGGCAUAUUACUUACUUUUGGUGGCCAGACUGGUCUUAAUGUUGGUAUUAAGUUGGAACAAAUGGGUGUUUUGUCAAGAUUGGGUGUGAAAGUUUUGGGUACUCCAAUUCGUACCUUGGAAGUUAGUGAAGAUAGAGAUCUUUUUGCUAAAGCUUUGGGAGAAAUCGAUAUUCCUGUUGCACAAUCCACUGCAGUAAAUACUGUUGAUGAUGCACUUAAAGCAGCCGAAGAAAUCGGAUAUCCAAUCAUUGUUAGAUCUGCAUUUGCGCUUGGUGGUCUUGGUUCAGGUUUUGCUAAUACACCUGAGGAAUUACGUAGUUUGUCCACCAAAUCUUUAGCAUUGUCAAAACAAAUCCUUGUAGAGAAGUCCAUGAAGGGUUGGAAAGAAGUUGAAUAUGAGGUGGUUCGUGAUGCUGCAAAUAAUUGUAUUACUGUUUGUAAUAUGGAAAAUUUUGAUCCAUUGGGUAUUCAUACUGGUGACUCAAUUGUGGUUGCUCCAAGUCAAACUUUAAGUGAUCAAGAGUAUCAUAUGCUUCGUACUGCUGCAAUCAAAAUCAUUCGCCACUUGGGUGUUGUUGGUGAAUGUAAUGUACAAUAUGCCUUGAACCCUGAAAGUCUAGAAUACAAAGUUAUUGAAGUUAAUGCUCGUCUUAGCCGUAGUAGUGCACUUGCAUCAAAAGCCACUGGUUACCCACUUGCAUUUGUUGCUGCAAAAAUCGCCUUGGGUCACACACUUCCUGAACUCCGUAAUGCUGUUACCAAAACAACAACUGCCUGUUUUGAACCUUCUUUAGAUUAUAUUGUAACAAAAAUUCCAAGAUGGGAUUUAAGUAAAUUUCAACAUGUAAGACGUGAAAUUGGUAGUUCAAUGAAGAGCGUUGGUGAAGUAAUGGCUAUUGGUAGAACUUUUGAAGAAAGUUUACAAAAGGCUAUUCGUCAAGUUGAUCCAUCUUUCAAAGGUUUCCAAUCUAUUCCAUUUAAUGACCUUGACAGUUCAUUGACAAUACCCACAGAUCGUCGAUUAUUUGCUGUUGGUCAAGCAAUGAUUGAAAAAAAUUAUACAAUUGAUCAAAUUCACAAUCUUACCAAGAUUGAUAAAUGGUUUUUACACAAACUAGGCAAUAUUGUCAAUGUUCAACAUGAAUUAACACAUGCUGGAAAACUUGAAAAUAUUUCAAAAGAAUUGUUACAAGAAGCUAAAAAGAAAGGAUUUUCUGAUGCUCAGAUUGCCUCAUUUUUGGAAAAAAAUGUUACUGAAGAUCAAGUCAGAAAAGCUAGAAAAGAUGUUGGUAUUACACCAUUUAUUAAAAGAAUUGAUACUCUUGCUGCAGAAUUUCCAGCACAAACAAAUUAUUUGUACACCACAUAUAAUGCUUCAACUCAUGAUAUAGAUUUUAAUGAUCAUGGUACUAUGGUGUUGGGAUCUGGUGUAUAUCGUAUUGGAUCAUCUGUUGAAUUUGAUUGGUGUGGUGUAUCAGCAAUUCGUGCACUUCGUGACAUGGGUAAAAAGACUGUCAUGGUAAAUUACAACCCAGAGACUGUUUCAACCGAUUUUGAUGAGUGUGACAGACUUUAUUUUGAAGAACUUUCAUAUGAGAGAGUUAUGGAUAUUUAUGAACAAGAAAAUGCUGAAAAUAUAGUUGUAUCUGUUGGUGGUCAAUUACCACAAAAUAUUGCUUUGAGAUUACACCAAAAUAAAGUUAAUAUAAUGGGUACCAGUCCUGUUAUGAUUGAUAAAGCUGAAGAUAGAUACAAGUUCUCCCAGAUUUUGGAUCAAAUUGGUGUUGAUCAACCUGAAUGGAAGGAAUUGACUAGUGCUCAAGAAGCUGAAAAAUUUGCUGAUAAAGUUGGAUACCCAGUUCUUGUUCGUCCAUCAUAUGUACUUUCAGGUGCUGCCAUGAAUGUUUGUCAUAGUCAUGAAGCACUACACAAAAAUCUUUCUGAAGCUACAUCUGUUUCACCAUUACAUCCAGUAGUUAUUACCAAAUUUAUUUUGGGUGCCUCUGAAAUUGAUGUUGAUGCUGUAGCCUACAAAGGUAAUCUAUUGGUUCAUGCAGUAUCUGAACAUGUAGAAAAUGCGGGUGUACAUUCUGGUGAUGCAACCUUAGUUUUACCACCUCGUGACAUCAAUGAAGAAACAAUGGAAAAUUUAAAGGUGAUUGCACAGAAAGUUGCAAAAGCAUUUGAAAUUACAGGACCAUUUAAUAUGCAGAUCAUUAAGAAAGAUGAACCUGAUGGUGCAGUAGAAUUGAAGGUUAUUGAAUGUAAUCUUAGAGCAUCUAGAUCAUUCCCAUUUGUUUCUAAAGUUCUUGGUGUUAACUUUAUUGAUGUUGCAACUCGUGCUUUGUGUGAUGAAAAUGUACCUGAACCAGUUGAUCUUAUGAAAGAAAAGAGAGAUUACCAAGCUGUCAAAGUACCACAAUUCUCAUGGACUCGUUUACAAGGAGCUGAUCCAUUCCUUGGUGUGGAAAUGGCAUCAACAGGAGAAGUGGCAUGUUUUGGUAAAGAUAAAUAUGAAGCUUACUGGUCAGCCAUUCAAUCUACACAAAACUUCAGAAUACCAGAACUUGGAUCUGGCAUUUUAAUUGGUAGAGACGAACUUACAAAUGAUGAAGAUUUCUUUACUGUUGCAUAUACAUUAUCAAAGGAUUUAAACCAUCCACUGUACACAAGUUCACAACAAGUAACAGACUGGUUAAAUAAACGUGACAUACAUGCUAAAACAUUAUCUUUACCAGUUGAUGAUAAAAAAGAAUUACAAAAGGCUUUCAAAGAUAAUAAAAUAGAUUUUGUAUUUAAUUUGGCACAACUUAGAGCACCAACUAUUAAUGAUGAGAAUUACAUUGAAAGAAGAUCAGCUGUAGAUUUUGGUAUACCAUUGGUUAAUGAUAGCAAAUGUGCCAAAUUAUUUGUAGAAGCUCUCAAGAGAAAAAGAAUUGAAUUUAGUGAACUGGCUGAUGGUAAAAUACCAAAUGAAGUUAAAAGUUGGUCAGAUUUUAUUGGAGGAAGAUAUUGUUAA